Messenger RNA from Salvia hispanica, 1658 nucleotides. The record is from RefSeq and is a predicted model, not a curated record. NCBI's taxonomy places the organism in Eukaryota, Viridiplantae, Streptophyta, Magnoliopsida, Lamiales, Lamiaceae.
CAAAUUUAAGGAAUGAGGCGUGAUCAUCUCUAAUACUAGCAAUUCAUCAACAAUCCCCACUAUAAGACGGAAAAAGCCUUAGUCCAAUACAAACAAAAAGCUAAAGUUGAAAGAAAAAAAAGAAGCAUGUCCAUUUCCAUGGAUUGUGAUGAAUCCCCUUCUCUUCACAUCGUGUUGCUCCCAUUAAUGGCUCAGGGUCACAUAAUCCCAAUGCUCGACAUGGCCAAACUCUUAUCCAAACGCGGUGUCCGAAUCUCCAUCAUCCUCACACCCCUCACCGCCUCCCGCUUCCACCGCGCCGCCUCAAACUCAAACAUCCGCCUCCUCACAGUCCGUUUCCCCUGCGAGGAGGCUGGCCUCCCCCCCGGCUGCGAGAGCGCCGAGCUCCUCCCCUCCUUCACCCUCCUCCCCAACUUCUUGAACGCCAUCGACCUCCUCCAAAAACCCAUCGAAUCCCUCCUCCACCGCCUCUCCCCUCCUCCCUCCUCCCUCAUCUGCGACAAGCACAUCCUCUGGACCCUCCAAACCACCACCACCUUCAACAUCCCUCGGAUCCUCUUCGACGGCAUGAGCUGCUUCACUCAAGUCGUCACUCACCACAUCUACGCCUCCAAAAUCCACCAAACCCUCCCUCCAACACACCUCUUCACCGUCCCUAAUCUCCCUAACAACAACAUCCAGUUCUCCCAAUCCCAGCUCCCGGGAUUGUUCAAUCCUGGGCCCACCGACGUCAAGGGCUACCGCGAACGCCUCAAGGAAACCGAGGCUCUAUCCUACGGCCUCGUCGUCAACACUUUCCAAGAACUCGAAAACGGAUACGUGGAUGAGUUCCGCAAGCUCGGAAGAGGAAAGAUUUGGUGUAUCGGACCCUUAUCCUUAACCUUAUCCUUAUCCUUAUCCGAUGAUGAUGCUAAUACCAUAUCUGAUCAUGACUGCUUGAAAUGGCUGGAUGACAAGAAGCCCGGGACCGUCGUGUACGCCUGCCUCGGGAGCCUGAGCCGCCUCUCGCGAGCUCAGUUCACUGAGCUCGCGCUAGGGUUGGAGGAAACCGGGCGUGAUUUUAUGUUGGUGGUGAAAUUUGAUGCGGAGAUCGAGAGAUGGAUUGAUGAGGAUGGGAUCGAGGCGAGGGUUGAGGGGAGAGCGUUCUUACUCCGGGGAUGGGCGCCUCAGGUGGCUAUCCUGAGGCACCCGGCCGUGGGGGGGUUUCUGACGCACUGUGGAUGGAACUCGACUCUGGAGGGGAUAUCGGCGGGGGUGCCAAUGGUGACGUGGCCUUUGUUUGCGGAGCAGUUUUUGAAUGAGAAGGUGGUGGUGGAGGUGCAUGAGAUUGGGGUGAGGGUGGGGGCGAGGGGGGUGGUGCAUUUGGGGGUGGAGGAGAGGGAUGAGGAUAGAGUAGGGAGGGAUGGGAUUAGGGAGGCGGUUGAGAGGGUGAUGGAUGAGGGAGAGGAAGGGUGUGAGAGGAGGAAGAGAGCCAAGGAGCUGGGAGAAAUGGCGAGGAGGUCUGUCAAGGAAGGUGGAUCUUCUUAUCAAAAUAUUACAUGCCUAAUUCAGGACAUUGCAAAUUCCAUGAUGGGGCACAGUUCUACAAAUUAGGCAAGCUUCGAUAUGUAUUCAAAAUAAUUGAAUUAGUUUGAAAUGGAAUAGUUUAGAUUGUGUAA